This is a messenger RNA of Rotaria socialis, 1422 nucleotides long. The record is from the annotation of a GenBank genome assembly. Lineage: Eukaryota; Metazoa; Rotifera; Eurotatoria; Philodinida; Philodinidae.
AUGAAUCAGUCAAUAACUAAUCCCAGUUGUAUCAACACUGGAGAUACUACAUGGGUAUUAGUUUCAUCAAUUUCUGUAUUAUCUAUGAUGCCGGCACUUGCAUUUUUUGAAGCUGGCUUAUUGAAAAUUACAAAUACAGUUUCUCUAGUUACACAAAUUAUUGGUGGAGCAUCUAUCUUAUCGGUCAUGUGGCAUUUGGUCGGUUUUACAUUAGUUUUUGGACGGACAUGGUUAGGAGUAAUUGGAAACUUUGACCACAUAUUAAUGCUAGGUGUACCAUAUGAUGAUUGUGCAAAACAGGCACCACAUAUACCGGCUGCUCUCUAUGCAUUUUUUCAAAUGAUGUUUGCAAGUAUUACACCACUUCUAAUGACAGGUGCAUUUGUUGAACGACUCAAAUUCAAAGCUUUCAUAAUAUUGAUUAUUACUUGGGAAAUUUUGAUUUACUAUCCUGUUGCUCAUUGGAUUUGGGGAGAUGGCUGGUUAAAGACCUUUUUCGGAGUACAAGACUUUGCUGGAGGAUUAGUGGUGCAUACAACAUCGGGUGUUUCAGCUGUGGUUUGUGCACUUGUGUUGGGACACAGACGAAAUUUUGAUCUGUACAAUGGUGAAUUUCCACCUUCGAAUUUACCAUUAGCUGCACUCGGAGGAGCACUUCUUUGGACAGCUUGGUUUGGAUUCAAUGGAGGAAGUGCCCUGACGAGUGGUUCAUUAGCUAUAUCAACAGUUGUUGCCACUCAACGUGCUGCCAUAUGUAGUGGUAUAGUAUGGUUGAUUAUUUCUUGGAUAAGACAUAAACCAUCAGCUGUUGCUGUACUGAAUGGUGUCAUUGCUGGACUGGCUGGCGUUACACCUGCAUCUGGUUUUAUUGAUCCGCAAUAUGGAGCUCUGCUUGGUGUCAUUCUCGGUUUGACAUCUUAUUUGAGUGUUAUAUUAUUUAAACAUAUACUACGAAUUGAUGACGCUCUUGAUGUUUCAAGUGUACAUGGUGUCACAGGUAUUGUUGGUUCAAUUGCAAUUGGUUUCUUUGGAGAGAAAGCAUUCAAUAAAAAUGGUGCGGAUGGUUUGUUCUUUGGAAAUCAUAGUGCUCGUCAACUCGGAGUUCAAAUAUUGGCUGUGAUUAUCACGGGUCUUUGGUCGGCAUUGGUCACAUUUCUUUUACUGAACAUUAUUGAUCGUAUUGUUGGAUUGAAAGUUGAACCCGAAGAAGGAUUGGACUUUGAUGAGCAAGAACACGGCGAAAAAGCUUACAUCUGGAGACAUAUUAGUGACGCUGAUGCUUUGACAAAAGAUGAAAUACAAGCAAUAAUUCAUGGUUCAAUUAAAGACUAUAUCCGAUCACAAGAAGGACUAGGCUCACUUAACUCUAGUAAUGAUAUUCCAUUGCAACCUCGUUCAUAUUCAACUAUAAAUGAGAAAUAG